Messenger RNA from Daktulosphaira vitifoliae (grape phylloxera), 1890 nucleotides. RefSeq lists its product as uncharacterized. Bases 126 to 1799 code for a protein of 557 amino acids. The record is from RefSeq and is a predicted model, not a curated record. NCBI's taxonomy places the organism in Eukaryota, Metazoa, Arthropoda, Insecta, Hemiptera, Phylloxeridae. The transcript is spliced from 14 exons.
AAUCAAUUUUACCAGAUUGCUUUAUUUAUAAUGACACGAGUGUUGAAUGCACUACAGAGUCAGCUGCUUUUUUCGGUGUUGUUGCAGCUGGCCAGUGCACAAACACAUUUCUACGAAACUUUUUAAUGGAAUCUGACAGACUGAUAAGAUGUAUGGUCAACUACUACAGAAAGAUAACCUUAAUAAGAUACAUUACGGUUUGGAGAAAUAUGACAUAUAAUAUGAUAAAGAGACAACGAAAGUUGAGUUUGACUCGAGCAUACGAUUAUGAACAAAUAAAGAAAGAUAAUGAGAUAAUUAAACCAGCGAUACUUCGACCAAUUAUUGCGAAUAAAAGAAAAAAUAAUGUAAAAGGAAACGUCGAUACAAUUAACCAUUUUCUACGACAAAAAGGAUGGAUUAAUAUAAAUGAUGUGGAAUUUAUCACUUAUUUUUCCAACAAGUUUCUAUUAGAAGAUGUGAUUAAAACUGUAACAAAAUUCAAUUGCGAUUCCACCAUACGUCAUGCUACAGUAUUUCUUGGAUGUUCUUACGCUAAUGAUUUAAAUAAAAUGUUUAUUAUAUUAAACAAAUUUCAAGAACAUUGUCAUAUGAUUUUACGUUCUAAGAACUUUCUUAAUAUUGCGCACAAUUGUACAGUCAAACUUGUAGAAAAAAUAGAUGAAAUUACUUCAUUGGCAACAUUCAUGAAAGGAGCUUUGGAUGCUAUCGAAGUAUUUCAUACCUUUCCAUGGAGUACACACAAAAAUAAGCAAAGUUUUAUUUUAUGCACAGUUAUAGCAAAUUUACAGAAGGAAGAAACUUUAAAGAAAUUAGUUCCAUUGGAAAACACAAUGAAUUCGAUUAAUCUAACAUUAAUGUAUAUUAAGCGGUUUUUACUCACAAGACAUAUAGAACUAUUACAGAAUAUGAAAUAUUGUACUCUAAAACCUUUAGAUUCGGAUUCAAUGUGGAAUUUUUGGGAUAAAGAACUUGGCAUAUUAAAAUCUCAAGAAAAAUAUCAAGAAUUUUUUUUAUAUCUUAAUAAUAAAAUAAUCAAUCUAGUCCAAACGAUAAUCCAGAAAAAGUAUGUUGAACUAGGUUUUGUAUUUAAUUCGGACAAAAAUCAGACGUUUUUACCUGAUUCGAGUACAGUUUUCAACAUAGGUUUUGUAAAAUAUCCUUCUAUAAAUAUGAUACAAAAUACGAAUAAUGUAAAUAUACAGGAAGAAAUUACACAAAAAAAUGUCAUAGAAAAUCUUUCUAUAAAUUCGAAACAAUAUAGCCAAGAAAUAGAUAUUCUGGAAAUAAUAUUACGAGAACAUAUGGAAAAAUAUCCUUUUUUAAAUUUUAUACAACAUAACGAUGAAGUAGAUAUUGAGGUAAACACUAGACAAGAAGAUGUUACACAAAAUUAUCCUAUAAAUUUGAUGCAUCAUAACUAUGAAAAAGAUUAUCUGGAAGAGAUAGUACGAGAAUGUAUGGUAUAUAAUUCUUCUAUAGAAUCGAUACAAUAUACCAAUGAAGUAAAUAUACAGGAAGGAAUCACACAAAAAGGUAUGGCAUAUUAUUCUCCUAUAAAUUUUGAACAAAAUAUAAAUGAAAUUAAUAUACACGAUGGAACUACACAAGAAGAUGUUAUACAAAAUUCUCCUCUAAAUUCGAUUCAAGAUAACUAUGAAGAAGAUUAUUUGAAAGAGAUAGCACAAGAAUAUAAUGCAAACUAUCUUCAUAUAAAUUCGAUACAAAAUACCAAUGAAGUAAAUAUACAGAAAGGAAUUACACAAGAAGAUGAUAUGCUUGAUGUGGAAGAUUUCUGAAUAAAUGAAACCAUUUAAUAUAUAUCUUUAAACAAUUUUCGUUUUGUUACUAUUAUAGUAAUUAACCAUUUUGUGGAUCCAAUUAUUGUAU